GACCUGGAAAUAGUGUAUUCCUAUUUACACGGUAUGGAAGCCUUGUCCAACCUGAGAGAGCAUCAGCUUAGGUUAAUGUGUGAAACUGUGAGAUAUGAAAGACACGAAGCAAAUGAAGUUUUAUACUAUCCUGAUGAUAUUGGGACCUGCUGGUAUAUCCUGCUGUCUGGUUCCGUGUUCAUUAAGGAGUCCAUGUUUCUCCCAAGAAGCAGUUUUGGCAAGCGUUCUGCAGGAAGCUUUAGGCGGGGCUGUGAGUGCAUUGUUCUAGAGCCUUCUGAAAUGAUUGUGGUGGACUAUAUGGAUGAAAAUGAAGAAUAUUUUCAGCGUCAAGCCUCUCAUAGACAGUCUCGAAGAAGAUUUAGAAAAAUCAACCAGAAAGGUGAAAGACAAACAAUUAUUGAUACUGUGGAUCCUUAUCCUAUGGGCAAACCACCCUUGCCUAGAGGCUAUCAUACGGAAUGCACUAAAUCUCAGCUUCCUGCAGACUUCACAAAACUGCACCUCACUGACAGUCUGCACCCCCAGGUGACCCACGUGUCUUCCAGCCACUCAGGAUGCAGCAUCACCAGCGACUCCGGAAGCAGCAGUCUUUCUGAUAUUUACCAGGCCACAGAAAGUGAGGCUGGUGAUAUGGACUUGAGCGGGCUGCCAGAAACGGCGGUGGACUCUGAGGACGACGAUGAUGAGGAGGACAUCGAGCGGGCCUCAGAUCCGCUGAUGAGCAGGGACAUCGUGAGGGACUGCCUGGAGAAGGACCCAAUUGACAGGACCGACGAUGACAUCGAACAACUCUUGGAAUUCAUGCACCAGCUGCCUGCCUUUGCGAACAUGACGAUGUCAGUACGGCGCGAGCUCUGCGCCGUGAUGGUGUUUGCUGUGGUGGAGCGAGCAGGGACCGUCGUGUUGAAUGACGGCGAGGAGCUGGACUCCUGGUCUGUGAUCCUCAACGGUUCGGUGGAAGUGACUUACCCAGAUGGAAAAGCAGAAAUACUAUGUAUGGGAAACAGUUUUGGUGUCUCUCCUACCAUGGACAAAGAAUAUAUGAAAGGAGUGAUGAGAACAAAGGUGGAUGACUGCCAGUUUGUCUGCAUCGCACAGCAAGAUUACUGCCGAAUCCUCAACCAAGUAGAGAAGAACAUGCAGAAAGUUGAGGAGGAAGGAGAGAUCGUCAUGGUAAAAGAGCACCGAGAGCUUGACCGGACUGGAACCAGGAAGGGCCACAUCGUCAUCAAGGGCACCUCAGAAAGGCUAACGAUGCAUCUGGUGGAAGAGCACUCGGUGGUGGAUCCAACGUUCAUAGAAGACUUCCUGUUGACCUACCGGACUUUUCUGUCUAGCCCAAUGGAAGUGGGCAAAAAGUUACUGGAGUGGUUUAAUGACCCGACCCUCAGGGAUAAGGUGACGCGGGUAGUGCUGCUGUGGGUGAACAAUCACUUCAAUGACUUUGAAGGAGACCCUGCAAUGACUCGAUUUCUAGAAGAAUUUGAAAAUAAUCUGGAAAGAGAGAAGAUGGGAGGACACCUAAGGCUGCUGAACAUCGCCUGUGCCGCGAAAGCCAAAAGAAGGCUGAUGACGCUGACCAAGCCGUCGCGAGAGGCUCCUCUGCCUUUUCUCCUGCUCGGAGGCUCUGAGAAGGGCUUUGGCAUCUUCGUUGACAGCGUUGAUCCGGGCAGCAGAGCGGCCGAGGCAGGCUUGAAACACGGGGAUCAGAUAUUAGAAGUAAAUGGUCAAAACUUUGAAAAUAUCCAACUGUCAAAAGCCAUGGAAAUUCUCAGAAAUAACACACAUCUGUCUAUCACUGUGAAAACAAAUUUAUUUGUAUUUAAAGAACUUCUAACAAGAUUGUCAGAGGAGAAGAGAAAUGGUGCCCCCCACCUACCUAAAAUUGGGGACAUCAAAAAGGCCAGCCGCUACUCCAUCCCAGACCUGGCUGUGGACGUGGAGCAGGUGAUAGGACUUGAGAAGGUGAACAAGAAGAGUAAAGCCAACACUGUCGGAGGGAGGAACAAGUUAAAAAAGAUACUCGACAAGACUCGCAUCAGCAUCUUGCCUCAGAAACCAUAUAAUGAUAUUGGGAUUGGUCAGUCCCAAGAUGACAGCAUAGUAGGACUGCGGCAGACGAAGCAUAUCCCAACGGCCUUGCCCGUCAGUGGGACCUUGUCUUCCAGCAACCCCGACCUGCUGCAGUCCCAUCACCGCAUCCUGGACUUCAGUGCCACUCCUGACUUGCCGGAUCAAGUGCUGAGGGUUUUUAAGGCCGAUCAGCAAAGCCGAUACAUCAUGAUCAGUAAGGACACCACGGCGAAGGAAGUGGUCAUCCAGGCGAUCAGGGAGUUUGCCAUCACUGCCACCCCAGAUCAGUACUCCCUGUGUGAGGUCUCCGUCACCCCCGAGGGUGUCAUCAAACAGAGGCGACUUCCAGAUCAGCUGUCCAAACUUGCUGACAGAAUACAGCUGAGCGGAAGGUAUUAUCUGAAAAACAACAUGGAAACCGAAACCCUUUGCUCAGACGAGGAUGCGCAGGAGUUGUUGCGCGAGAGUCAGAUUUCCUUGCUGCAGCUCAGCACUGUGGAAGUCUCCACGCAGCUCUCCAUGCGGAACUUUGAACUCUUCCGAAACAUUGAGCCUACCGAAUACAUAGAUGACUUAUUUAAGCUAAGGUCGAAAACCAGCUGUGCCAACCUGAAGAAGUUUGAGGAAGUCAUUAACCAGGAAACUUUUUGGGUGGCCUCUGAGAUUCUUCGAGAGACAAACCAGCUGAAGAGGAUGAAGAUCAUUAAGCAUUUCAUCAAGAUAGCGCUGCACUGCAGGGAAUGCAAGAACUUCAACUCCAUGUUUGCGAUCAUCAGUGGCCUGAACCUGGCACCAGUGGCAAGACUUCGGACCACCUGGGAAAAACUUCCCAAUAAAUACGAAAAGCUGUUUCAGGACCUCCAAGACCUGUUUGAUCCUUCCAGAAACAUGGCCAAAUACCGCAAUGUGCUCAACAGCCAGAACCUGCAGCCUCCCAUCAUCCCCCUGUUCCCAGUCAUCAAGAAGGACCUCACGUUCCUGCACGAGGGAAAUGACUCAAAAGUAGAUGGGCUGGUCAACUUUGAGAAGCUCAGGAUGAUUGCCAAGGAAAUUCGUCAUGUGGGCCGGAUGGCUUCAGUAAACAUGGACCCAGCCCUCAUGUUCAGGACUCGGAAGAAGAAAUGGCGCAGUCUGGGGUCUCUUAGCCAGGGCAGCGCAAAUGCCGCAGUGCUCGACGUUGCCCAGACAGGCGGCCACAAAAAGCGGGUGCGCCGCAGCUCUUUCCUCAACGCCAAGAAGCUCUACGAAGACGCCCAGAUGGCUCGCAGAGUGAAGCAGUACCUGUCCGACCUGGAGCUCGAGAUGGACGAGGAGAGCCUGCAGACACUGUCGCUGCAGUGCGAGCCGGCGACCAGCACGCUGCCUAAGAACCCUGGUGACAAAAAGCCCGUCAAGUCUGAGACCUCCCCAGUGGCGCCCAGGGCUGGGUCACAGCAGAAAGUGCAGCCACAGCCCCCGCCACCGCCACCAGUGCAGAAGGCCGGCCAGGGCCUGCAAGUACCCGCCGUGUCCCUCUACCCUUCCCGGAAGAAGGUGCCUGUCAAGGACCUCCCGCCCUUCGGCAUAAACUCUCCACAAGCUUUGAAGAAAAUCCUUUCCCUGUCUGAAGAAGGAAGCCUGGAACGUCACAAGAAACAAGCUGAAGACGCGCUGUCCAAUGCGUCUUCGCAGCUCUCUUCCCCUCCCACUUCUCCCCAGAGCUCUCCAAGGAAAGGCUGCACUCUGGCUCCCAGCGGCACUGUGGAUAACUUCUCAGACUCUGGUCACAGUGAGAUUUCCUCCCGGUCCAGCAUUGUCAGCAACGCCUCGUUCGACUCCGUGCCCAUCUCCCUGCACGACGAGCGGCGGCAGAGGCACUCUGUGAGCGUCGUGGAGAGCGGCCUGGGUGCCGGCAGGACGGAGCGGCGGGCCACACUCGAGCAGGACCAGUACAGCCUGGGGUCCUAUGCGCCCAUGUCUGAGAGCCGGGGCUUGUAUGCUGCAGCGACAGUCAUCUCUUCUCCGAGCACCGAGGAGCUCGCCCAGGACCAGGGCGACCGUGCGUCCCUGGACGCUGCUGACAGUGGCCGCGGGAGCUGGACGUCAUGCUCCAGUGGCUCGCACGACAACAUCCAGACCAUCCAGCACCAGAGGAGCUGGGAGACGCUCCCAUUCGGGCACACUCACUUCGAUUAUUCGGGGGACCCUGCCGGCCUGUGGGCCGCCAGUGGCCACGUGGACCCAGUCAUGUUUACUGAGCAUAGCACAAAGUAUAACAGGCAGAAUCAAAACAGAGAGAGUCUUGACCAAGCCCAGUCCCGGGCAAGCUGGGCCUCUUCCACAGGCUACUGGGGAGAAGACUCAGAGGGUGACACGGGCACUAUUAAGCGAAGGGGCGGGAAGGAUGUUUCCCUGGAGGCCGAGAGCAGCAGCCUGACGUCUGUGCCGGCGGAGGAGCCCAAGCCCGGCCCUGUGCCUGCCCACGUGGUGGCCACCUCGAGCACUGCCAAGGGGCUGGUUGCACGGAAGGAGGGCCGGUACCGGGAGCCGCCGCCUACGCCGCCAGGCUACGUGGGCAUCCCAAUCGCCGACUUUGAGGCCGCGCCACACCCGGCGCGCAGGCCGCCCGACUACACCGUGGCCCUGCAGCGCUCACGCAUGGUGGCGCGCCCCACAGAGGCCGCCAGCUCGGCACCGGGCCCCAGGCCAGGCCCCAGGCCGCAGUGGCACAAGCCAGGCGAGACCGACCCACGCCUGGCGCCCUACCAGGCCCAGGGCUUCUCUGCUGGGGGCUGGACUCAGAGUUCCCACAUGCAAGACAAGUGCUCCGCCACUGACUACAUCCCCGCCCCAACAUCAAAUUUAAUGAGCUGAACAAGUAAGUUCUGUGUUAGCGAAGAGUAAAUUAGGUUUCCCGGGGUUAACAGGUCUGACCACGAGCUGAGACUCUUGUGAUGUGGUUGUGUAAUCCUGGCGUAUCAGGUUGUUUCAGUAAGAAAAUGGUCUUUCUCGGCUCAGCCCCAGGCAUGAGAAAAGACCACUUUCCCCGACUCUUGCGGGAGAAUCCACACACGAGUGAUGAACACUGCGUCCAUCACCCACGGGUGGACGGAAAGGGCUAGCUGAAGGAAGCAAGCACAGUCCUGCCUUUGGAGACGAAUACACUAUUGGAUGAUCCUUUCAAAGUCUUUACUUGAGUCUGACACUAGUGUAGCAGAUGCUAAUCUGGCUGUCGUCCACUUCUCCUACUGAUUUUACCUUUAUUUGGGGGAGACCACGCCCCUCUUACAUGGCCUGGGACACGUGCUCUUUCUAGGUUUCCACGAGCACGUAGAGCUCAGACUCCAUCAGUCAGAGCACAUGUCCUAGGAGUCACAGCCAGUGGGCCAGUGAUAGCUCAUGACUUCACCU
Messenger RNA from Chinchilla lanigera (long-tailed chinchilla), 5463 nucleotides. It is a transcript of the gene Rapgef2, whose product is annotated as Rap guanine nucleotide exchange factor (GEF) 2. Gene Ontology annotation, molecular function: guanyl-nucleotide exchange factor activity; protein binding. The record is from RefSeq and is a predicted model, not a curated record. Lineage: Eukaryota; Metazoa; Chordata; Mammalia; Rodentia; Chinchillidae. Gene Ontology annotation, biological process: small GTPase-mediated signal transduction; positive regulation of ERK1 and ERK2 cascade.